Messenger RNA from Anneissia japonica, 1575 nucleotides. Its product is annotated as transmembrane protein 145-like. The record is from RefSeq and is a predicted model, not a curated record. Gene Ontology annotation, biological process: G protein-coupled receptor signaling pathway; response to pheromone. NCBI's taxonomy places the organism in Eukaryota, Metazoa, Echinodermata, Crinoidea, Comatulida, Comatulidae.
GGUCAACUCGAUGAAUAUUCAUUCAGAUUCUGCAUUCAAUAAAAUCGUUGAAAAUGGCGAGGGAGUGUUUGACGGUCGGCCAUAAAGUAUCGUUUAAAAUGAACGUAAUUCUCGCUUUAACCCUUGUUUUUCUGUCAGUGACAUGUGUAUCAGGUUUAUAUCGUGAGGGAUUAUUACGGACAACAGAGGAUUGGCAUUUUUUAGCAAGGUUCUGUUUUGUGUCAGAAUUUGGUCGCUUGAGGUAUGAAGUGGAAUACCCAAAGUCCUUCGAAGUAGAAAAUAUUUUACUAUACUAUGAUGAACCAGGCCAGUGGCCUGCGGUUUAUCCUCCAGAUGAUUCAGAAAAAAAGACUUGUCUAGAGAAGGAAUCUGUUAUGAGACCUGAAAACAACCAAAUCAUAAACCUCACUGAUUCAUACGUGUGGUCAGGGUGCGUGUCGACACGGAUCGAAGAAGAGAACUCUCCCAUCAGCGUAUAUGGAGAUGACUUCAAAUUUUCGUGUAAAGGAGGAAGAAGCUUUCGUUCUGUGCGUGAACGAUGGUGGUACUUGGCUUUAAGUAACUGUGGAUCUAGCAACGGGCUGUAUAUGAAGUAUAAAUUAACAUUGACCAAUGGAGACAGUUGGUGGAAGAAACACUUUUCUGCAGAUCAGUUUGGUAUAUUACAGACGGAUAUUUUGUUUCUUUGUCUGUUUACAGUCAGUUUCUUUGGAUCUUUAUAUGUAGCUGAUCGAUUAAAAGAUAAGCAGCUAUUUCAUACAACAUAUAAAAUGUUUAUUGCAGUUCAGUUCUGUUAUGUUUUUUCGCUACUGUUCUAUGUCAUAUUCUAUAUUGAAUUUGCGAAUGAUGGUACAGAGGCCACAAACUUAAAAUGGGCUGCUAGGAUACUCCAGUCAAUUGGUGAUGGAGUGUUUCUCCUUAUGCUCAUAUUAAUGGGAAAAGGAUAUACUAUAACAAGAGGGCGCAUUAGCCAUUCUGGGACAGUGAAAAUAGCUGUUUUAAUGUGUGUCUAUAUAGUCUUAUAUGCUGGUUUGUUUUUCUAUGAGUCUUCGCAAUUUGAUCCAGGUGAAGUGCUGUACCUGUACGAGAGUCCAGCUGGGUUCGCUCUUAUUGGUCUUCGUGGUUUCUGUUGGUUUUGGUUUAUCUACGCAAUAUUCUUCACACUGAAACAUUAUCCAGAAAAAGGAUCCUUUUAUUACCCUUUCUUCUUUAUGUAUUCUGUAUGGUUUAUUGCAUUACCCAUCAUGAUCUUAGUUGCUACCUUUGGAAUGCCAAAAUGGUGGCGUGAGAAAAUUAUGAAUAUCAUCGAGCUCUGUAUUGCUUAUCUUGGGCAAGUUAUAUUUCUGAUUUUAACACGACCAUCCGCCGCAAAUAGUAACUUCCCGUAUCAUGUACGAACAUCUCAGAUCGGGGUUCUCACAACACCAUCAGAUGGAAAUUCAAAUAAUGUUGAUAACUUUAUGCACCAUAGUUAUGGGGCGAACCCUCUCGGCCAUGAUCAGUACCGCCCAAAUUUUACAGAAAUGUUCACCGUGGAAAGUUCAAAUCCAUAUUCAUCUACGACAUAUAGUAAUG